Molecule: messenger RNA, 1296 nt
Organism: Lachnellula hyalina
Lineage: Eukaryota; Fungi; Ascomycota; Leotiomycetes; Helotiales; Lachnaceae
Product: Eukaryotic translation initiation factor 3 subunit M
Exons: 3
Coding region: 1-1296 (431 amino acids)
Biological process (GO): cytoplasmic translational initiation
Cellular component (GO): eukaryotic translation initiation factor 3 complex; cytoplasm
Molecular function (GO): translation initiation factor activity
Source: RefSeq, a predicted model, not a curated record
AUGAGUUUUGUAAUUGUACAUAUUCAGCCCAUCAUGCAGUACUGUUUUGUCGAAGGCAAUUUUGCCGACCUUUCCAGGGACCUGGCAGAAUACCUACACAUCUCAACUGAGAUAGAACCCCUCCUCGAGGCCAACACCAAGGAUGAGGUCCUCAAGAAACUCGUCACGGCUUCAGCUGCCCUCAACACAUACCCCGAGAAAGAGUUCACUGCGGCGUAUAAUCUCCUGGUAUACCUUGUUAUGCAGUCGCCAAACGUCAAUAUGUUUCUGCCCCGGAUGUGUGAGCACCUUUCGAAACCCAUCACCUCUGCUCCACUCAACGGCUCCGGCCUUGCGCUGAACGUCCUGACCACUAUUUUCAACCUUUUGCAGCCCGACAAUGAUGUUCGGUGGAACGUCUUCUCUGCAAUCCUACGCCUGGUGAAGAAUAGCGGAAAUUUCGAGAUUUUGCGCCCGCAGCUGAAGAAGUUGGAUCAAUGGAUUGAGGAAUGGGAGUUGGAUGAGGAAGACCAGCGUAAGCUAUAUGGACAACUCGCAGAUGUUGCAGAGGACGCCGGUGAACAAGGAGAAUCCUACCAGUUUAUCCUCAAAGCCCUGCGCACAUUCCCAGCCUCCGAGGUUUCGACCAAGGAAGCCCAAGACCUGUCCCUCCGCGCUCUAAAAGCCGCGCUGAUUUCCAGCACACAUUUCGACUUCCACGAUCUUACCUCUCUGCCUACCAUCCAAGCCCUGAGCGAUUCCCACGCCGAAUAUUCCGAAUUACUUGAGAUCUUCUCCGAGAAGGAAUUGGAGGACUACACUGAUUUCCGAGACGAGAACGAGGACUGGAUUGAGACGGAGGCUCUAGAUAACAGCGCGCUGCACCGCAAGAUGAGACUUUUAACCUUAGCAAGUAUUGCCGCUAGCACCAACAGCAAGGAGCUUGAGUACAAACGCAUUGCGAAGGCCCUUCAGGUUCCCGUCGAAGACGUAGAGAUGUGGGUUAUUGACGUUAUCCGGGCGCAGCUGAUUGAGGGAAAGCUGUCCCAACAGAAGCAGGUGUUUCUCAUUCACAGAACAACGUAUCGUGUUUUUGGUGAAAAGCAAUGGCGUGAAGUUGCAACAAGGCUUGAUACAUGGAGGUCGAGCUUGAGAGCUGUCAAGGAGGUUAUCAGCAGAGAGAGGCAGCAAGCAGAGGCUCAGAAGGAGCGAGAACUGCACGAGGCCGAGAGAAAGAUUGCUGGUGCUUCAGGCAUGGGAGCGGGACGGAGAGCCCCAGGAGGCAGAGAUAACAUGAUCGAGAUGGGAACCGAUUGA